CUUUUCCCUGUCUCACUCGAUCUCGGCCAACUCAACGGCCAACACACCACCUUGAGCUGAGUGAAGCUUGAACCCCCCACCUGCUUGGAACUCGACCUCAUCUUCACCAGGACGUGCCUGUCACCCGCCGUCGCAGCGCAGAUGUGCAGCUACUCUGAGAUCGCCACUCAUAGAGAGAAGCAUUGUCUCUCUCGUCCGAGGCCAACUCGAACGCUUGAUCGGAGGCAAAGCAUGAAUGCGCUCCCAGCUGUUGCUUGGCUGUAACAGCAGAGAGGCAGAAUACAUGAAUGUACUGUGAGUCUGACCACCCCAUAAGAAGAAGAGAGGGAAGAGAACACGGGUUUCCCCAUUUUCGUCCAAACUCCCGGCAUCAGAGUUCCGGGGAACGAAUCCGUGCCAAGGGAAGCAUGUCUUGCCCUUCCCUGCCCAGCCGCGCGCACGACUGUCCACAUGUAAACGGCACAUCGCGACUGCAUCGAUGAGCACUCCGGCACACAAGAAGCCCUUCACAACAUCCCCCUGUCGGUGUCGCGUUGAUUUCCACGCAAGCUCGAGGGAUGCGACCAGUGGACCUAGCGUAACACGAGAUAUGGCUUGCUGUCUGAAAGACCCAAGUGGCCUGCAGCUUUUCCUUAUGAAAUGGCGGCUCUAGCUCUGGUUCCUCUCACCGACUCUCAGACCGUCCGAUAAAACCCGCCCCCUUCUCAUCAACUCAACCCUUUCGCCCGCCCGCCCGCCCAUGCUACCAAACAUCUCAGCCACAUCAUCCAUCAAACCAUCACCAUCACCACCCUAUUUCCAUCUGACCCAACGGCUCAAGAACCAACCCGUCCCUCCGUUCGCUGGCGGGCCUCGACUGUUGACUCGCUACUUCCCUCCCUCCCCCUCCACCUCACAAGAUAGAUCCCUGUGUCGACGGCAUCGUCCCGAGCCAGCCGUGGGCCGGGCUGUUUCCUCCAUUCCUCACAGAUACUACUGAGUACGCGCAGUCUCACGCACGGCCGUGGUCGUCGCCGUUGUUUGUGUUGGUUUUCAGUACUAUUAUGCUGUAGCAAACGCUUCACUUCUGACCCCCCGCGAGAUCGAUCCUCCCCCUCAAAAGGACCGAGCCUAGCUACCCAAGUCCGACAUACCGGGUUGACCCCCGCUCGGACGAUCCCCCUCAGAGUUCGGGCUCUGAUACCGGGGAGAGAAUCCCAGCCUGCCGGUCCAAAGUUUCGGUACCCCUUGCAUUUCACUGCCCAGCUUCACUCACGGCCGGUCCUAAUCUCACAGCUCUCCGAUUUGCAUUUUAUUCACAGUGCUCCCCUUCCUCGUACUCUAUCCGAUCCCUUCUUUUCCCCUUCCUUCCUCCUCUCCCUCCACAAAGGACGGCCUUGGACGCUCCUCAACAGAGAAACUUCACCGGUCUCAGCUAGGUCAACAGGACUCAACGGCGGCGCCAGCCACCCGAGACAUAUCUCACGAUAGCUCACACCCCAUUUAAAUAAAACUUGCUGCCGCCUCCUCGCGCAUGUCUCACUCCAGCCAGAACACUCGCAGCGGCGCCCUCACCAGGAGUACCCGGGACGACACGACCAUGACCCGGACGCGGCGCACCUACUCGCCCUCCUCCCGCUCCCGCUCCUCCUCGGCGGGUCCCCGCGGCAGCCACCACCGCCGGCCCAGCAUCAAGACAGCCGCUGUCUUCAUCGCUGCCGUCGCCGUCGCCUCACUCUGCGUCCACAAGCUCUGGCCGCGCAGUACUUCGCACUCCAAGAAACAGGACUGGGACCAAUCGCUCACGCCGCCGGGCCGCCGCUCGCGCAGGCGCAACGCCAUCCGUGACCGCCACAAUGGCUACCUCGACUACGACGACCACAACGUCUUUGACCGCAACGACUACUACCGCCCCCGCGACGACGUGGCCAGGGGGGCCUUGCCCGGGGGCAGGGGGGAGUCCUACUACCCGCCUCGCGGCCGCGGCGGCGACGGGCGGUCGAGGGGCUACGGCAGCGACAGCGAUGGGGACUCGUACUACUCCUACGACUACUUGCCAUCCCCGAGCGAGCGCUUCUCGGGUAGGCGGGGGACGAUCGAAGGAGGAGCGGACCGGCGGGGCCGGUCACGCGGGUUCGGCGGCACAGACGAAGAGAACGAGGUCGUCCGGUACGAAAAGCAGUCCAACAGGUCGGAGGCGGACAGGAGUCGUUUCGAGGAGGAGCGCCCGGAGCGGCCGCGGUACAACGAAGCCGUGGAAGAUUGGAGCCGGCGAGGGGGUCAACGGUAUCCUUCUCCGUCCGAGGAGCGGAGUUACCGGGGCGAGCCCGAUUACGUCGAUCGGAGGUCUCGGCGAAGGUCCGACUACUAGGCACUC
Molecule: messenger RNA, 2356 nt
Organism: Colletotrichum destructivum
Lineage: Eukaryota; Fungi; Ascomycota; Sordariomycetes; Glomerellales; Glomerellaceae
Exons: 1
Coding region: 1514-2350 (278 amino acids)
Source: RefSeq, a predicted model, not a curated record